Molecule: messenger RNA, 1365 nt
Organism: Orbilia oligospora ATCC 24927
Lineage: Eukaryota; Fungi; Ascomycota; Orbiliomycetes; Orbiliales; Orbiliaceae
Exons: 1
Coding region: 1-1365 (454 amino acids)
Source: RefSeq, a predicted model, not a curated record
AUGGCUACGGCUGCUGGCACAGCCUCCGCAACUUCUUUUAUCUCCGCGACAUUUACAGCCCCCUCGAACUCUACGGAAUCUCUCGCCCAAAAUGCGACUACGGUUGGAUGGAUGCGUGAGUCUGGCGGCCGAGGAACGCUGACAUUAAUCACGACCUGCCUUCUGACGAUGUUUAUCUGUACUUGGGUCGUUAUCCACCGCCGGGUUUAUAGGUCAAACUCUAUGGGCCAGUGGCACAAAACUGCGAUAUUUCUUAAAGCAAUUGUUGCACCUGAGUUUAUUGCUGUCGAGGGCCUACAGGAAUGGAGUCAAGCUAAAAAGAUGGUUGCGCAGUGCGCUGAAUAUAAAGAUGAUGAAGGGAAAAGUAUGGAACUUAUCCAUGCUUUCUAUAUCAGCAUGCUGGCAUUACGCUAUAGAGUUGGAAAAACAACAUCACGAGUUAUAUGGCCAAAUCAAUACGUAUGGCUCCUCCGACACGGAUUUAUCGAGUGGAGGAAUCAUGCAGAAUGGGGUUUAUUAAGGCGGGAUAUAGAGGAUAAAAGCAACACUGAUGGUUUCGCAAAGGCUACGGCAUUAGUUCAAGUCUUUUGGUUCGUAGCGCAAUGUAUCAUGAGGUCUGCGCAUGACCUCCCGCUUGCACCCUUGGAAUCAAUGACGAUCAGUUACAUCCCGUUAUUUGCCGUAACAUAUUAUUUCUGGUGGUUUAAGCCAAAAGAUAUUAUGUCACCGACAGUUAUCAAUCUACCGAACAUGACCAGCUCCCAAAGAGAAGAAUUCGAAGAUCUUGCGAUAAGUUCCGACUUCGAUGAUGAAGGUUUAGAUCGGCAAAAUUCGUGGGGCAAUAUAUGGGCCUUGACGCCGAGAGUGUUUGAGAAAGAGUACAAUGAUGCCAGGAAAGCAGAAAGAUUAGAAAGGCAAGCGCAACCGAUGGUUUUCGAUGGUAAAGGUGGUGUCAAUGUCACCGUAGUCUCUGAGAUUGCGGUGUACAAGGAAGAGAGAGUGGUAGCCCAUUGGGAUCCGGACUUAUACGGCUCGUGGCUUUGGCCGUUGAUAUGCCUAUUUGGAGCUUCAUUUGGCGCCCUGCAUUUGAUAUCUUGGGAGACACAUUUUCCUACCCUGACAGAGUUAUGGCUAUGGAGGGCAUCAGCCAUUGCAUCUAUCGUUUCACUACUGGUCUUUAUGCAUUACCCACGGGUGGUUUUGAAAUGGGGUGGUCCGGUGACGAUGCUGAGUAUUAUUUCACCAGCAAUAUACCUCCUCAGCCGGAUUGUAAUGAUUGCCGGAGCAAUUGCCGCAUUUAGACGGGCAGACCCAGCCCUUUACGAGACUUAUGUUGUUUCUGAUUACUGGAUACACAUUCUUUAA